This is a messenger RNA of Arabis nemorensis, 294 nucleotides long. NCBI's taxonomy places the organism in Eukaryota, Viridiplantae, Streptophyta, Magnoliopsida, Brassicales, Brassicaceae. The record is from the annotation of a GenBank genome assembly.
AUGGAAGAAGGACGAUGUAGUCUGGACCGCACUUCUCAAAGCGUGCAAGGACAAAGGGGACAUUUAACGUGGAAGAAGAGCGGCCGAGAGGACCCUACUUCUGAUAUUGCACUUGUAAGCUGUAACACUAGCCAGUAUAUAUGUAUAUUCAAGCAUAGGGAAAUGGAAAGAGGCUGCAAUAUUGUAAGGAAGAAAAAGAAAUCGAAAGGCGUGAUCAAAGGCCCGGAUGGUCGUUUGUAUCUGGCGAUCUUCGCCAUCCUUAAAGUGAAGAUGUAUAGAGUGUCUUGGAAUUAG